AUGUUAACAUACAUUCUUUUAGUAUUGGUACAGAUGAUGACCAUAAAGUGCGAUGACAAGUCCAGUGAUUUGUACCAACAAAAUACCACGAAGCUAUUAGCUGACUUCAAGAACACGGCAAUAAAAUACCCUUCCGAGUCCAUCAAUAUAUUAAGUAACAGCACGUAUGAAAAGUACAAGUCUGGCAAUGUGGCAAAUAAAUAUGAUUUGAUUUGGUUGGAAUUUAACGGCGUAUACUUUAACUUCAAAGACGGGUUUGUUCUAAAGAGCUUUGAAAGGAAUUUAGAAGUGCAAUUGACAGAUGAAUGUCUUGAGGUCAUGGGAUGGAAAGAUGCACAAGAUAUACCGGUUAUAACCUUAGAGGAAGCUAUAGGAAAAUGGGAAGUAAUAGGCCAGGGGUCUACUUAUAUCGAGGGUGAAGAAUUGGUUUCAAAGUAUUUGGAGGUGAGACGUAACCGUAUUGCUAGAGUGACUGAGGCUAAUAGUACUGGUUUGGGAAAACGCUUUGGCAUCACAUGUGAAUAUGAAAAUCUGCAAACAUGCGCAAACGCCAACAACUGUGAUUAUUUGGAUGAUUCUAAUACAAUUAGAUACUUUGACUGCCAUUGUUCAAACUAUGUAUGCAAGACAGUAAGUCAAGGAAUGGUCCCUAACGGGGUGUGGCGCGGGCACGGCGGUAGCUUCUGA
Lodderomyces beijingensis is the source of this 687-nucleotide messenger RNA. Lineage: Eukaryota; Fungi; Ascomycota; Pichiomycetes; Serinales; Debaryomycetaceae. The record is from the annotation of a GenBank genome assembly.